AUGACAAGUGAAGAAGUGACAUACGCAGACCUGAGGUUCAUGACACUGGAAAAACCCCAGGACCAGGAGCUCCAGACUGCCAGAGCGAAAGAUUCCCCUCGUCCAUCUUUCUGUUGGCGACUGGCUAUAGUGGCACUUGGGGUCUUCUGCCUAAGUUCAGUGGCAGCUGCAGGAGUCUUGGCUGCCAGGUUCAUCUUGGUCUGCCACCUUGUGCAUGAAAGGGAUGAAAACUUCACCGUGCAAAAGGCAAUUAUGGAAAGCCUCAACCAACAGCUUGAGCUCCUCCAGGCUCAGAAUUUGAACUUGACAGAGACUGUAAAGCAACUUGCCACCUCCAGAGGACAUAAAUGUAUUCCUUGUCCUGAGAACUGGCUGCAGUAUGGGGAGAACUGCUACCACUUUUCAAAGGAAUGGAAAACUUGGCAAGAAAGCAAAGCUCAGUGCUCUGUUUUGGAGUCCAGACUUCUUAAGAUAGAGAGUAAGGAAGAGCUGGACUUUGCAAUGCGAUCAGCACAGUCUUACAGUUCUUAUUCUUUCUGGAUUGGGCUGUCUCGCAAUGGAGCUGAGGGGCCCUGGCUGUGGGAGGAUGGAUCAGCUUUCUCCCCUGAUCUGUUUCAGAUCCAACAAGCCAGCUCAAGUCCUUUGCUGGAUUGUGUGUGGCUUCAAGGUGCAAACAUAGACAUUGCACGGUGUGGCGAGUACAAAUUUUACAUUUGUGAGAAAGUGGUGGAUCCUGCGGUGGUCGAGCAA
Pelecanus crispus (Dalmatian pelican) is the source of this 750-nucleotide messenger RNA. The record is from RefSeq and is a predicted model, not a curated record. NCBI's taxonomy places the organism in Eukaryota, Metazoa, Chordata, Aves, Pelecaniformes, Pelecanidae.